This is a messenger RNA of Myotis myotis, 2203 nucleotides long. RefSeq names its product coagulation factor II thrombin receptor like 2 (gene F2RL2). Gene Ontology annotation, biological process: thrombin-activated receptor signaling pathway; phospholipase C-activating G protein-coupled receptor signaling pathway; positive regulation of Rho protein signal transduction. Bases 948 to 2012 code for a protein of 354 amino acids. Gene Ontology annotation, molecular function: thrombin-activated receptor activity. Lineage: Eukaryota; Metazoa; Chordata; Mammalia; Chiroptera; Vespertilionidae. The record is from RefSeq and is a predicted model, not a curated record. Gene Ontology annotation, cellular component: membrane. The transcript is spliced from 3 exons.
GCUGUCACACUCCUUCCCUGAAGAGGUCCUGGGACUGGCGUUUCCUGCCUGCAGAGCACAGCAGCAGCUUCACAGAGCACAGCUCCCGUUUGCUGUUACCCACAUGGAAUUGGGGUGAAACCGUGCUCCCUAAUUUUAUACGUCUGAUAACAUUUGGGAAACAGGAUGCAGGUGGUCAAAAUGAAAGCUCUCAUCUUUGCAGCGGCUGGAGCCAUGCUUCUGUCACCCACAUUCUGUCAAAGCGUGAGUACCGUUCUUAAGGAAAACCAUAUAAGACUUGCUCAAGCUGAAUCAGAUCAGCUGACAUUCUCGUGGAAAAUGGAAUCCAGACUUUCAGAGUCAGUGUUGAGCAUGUUUUUGGCCUGAUGUCUUGCUCAAUCACAGGAAUUUUCUGAAAACUGACAAACACUUGGUUCCAAAAGCUCUCUUAUCAGAUCCCCAAGGCCAACAACCCAUAAGACGUAUUCUUCAGCCACCAUUUACCAGCUUCACGCUUAUCUGGGAAGGCACUUCUAUUUGGGGGAUUGUCAGGUACAGAAAUUUUCUGAAAUGCAAGCUGAGCAAAAGGGUUUGUGUGACUAAACUCAAGUAUCACACCACGUGCCUCAACCUGCCUCACAGUUCACCUCUCAACAGGCACAAACCACUGCCACUUCUCAGAUUUUUUCUUUCUUUUCUUUAAUCUACUCUCCCCUAAAUAGCACCCAAGCACCUCCCUGCCCCCGUAUGUUCAGAAAAAAUUCUCCCUUUUUGUGACACACUGAAUUAAUUCCGUUUGUGCAAUCUGAGGAUUAUGAGGAAGGCUUCAAUUUCACCUGGGGCGAAUGACAGACGUGAAAGCAGGAUGAGAACCAGGUUACUGAACACUAACCUCAAGUAUUCAACACAUAGGAAUUCAGAGGUCAUGUGAAAAGGAACUGGCAGAGAAAUAGCAUUUUAAAAUUGGUAUGGAAAAUGAUGCAGACGACUUGGCAGAGCCAACAUUAUCUAUUAGGACCUUCCGUGGAGCUCCCACAAGUUUUUUUGAAGAGAUCCCCCUUUCUGCUAUAGACGGCUGGACAGGAAGCACAACUGUAAAAAUAAAGUGCCCUGAAGAAAGUGUUUCAAAUCUCCAUGUGGAUAAUGCUACGAUGGGGUAUCUGAGCAGCUCCCUAAGUACCAAACUGAUACCUGCCAUCUACAUCCUGGUGUUUGCAGUGGGUGUGCCGGCCAACGCUGUGACCUUGUGGAUGCUCUUCUUCAGGACCAGAUCCAUCUGUACGACCAUCUUCUAUAUCAACCUGGCCACUGCAGACUUUCUUUUCUGUGCCACACUGCCCUUUAAAAUAGCUUACCAUCUCAAUGGAAACAACUGGGUCUUUGGAGAGGUCAUGUGCCGGGCUACCACAGUCAUCUUUUAUGGCAACAUGUACUGCUCCAUUCUGAUCCUCGCCUGUAUCAGCAUCAGCCGCUACCUAGCCAUUGUCCAUCCUUUUACUUACCGGGGGCUGCCCAGGCGUACCUAUGCCUUGAUCACAUGUGGAUUGGUGUGGGCAACCGUGUUCUUGUACAUGCUGCCAUUUUUCAUUCUGAAGCAAGAGUAUUAUCUUGUCCACAGGGACAUCACCACCUGCCAUGAUGUCCACAACGCAUGCGAGUCUUCAUCACUCUUCCAACUCUACUACUUCAUCUCCUUGGCAUUCUUUGGAUUCUUAAUUCCAUUUGUGGUCAUUAUCUACUGCUACACAGUCAUCAUUCGGACACUUAAUGCAUAUGAUCAUAGGUGGUUGUGGUAUGUUAAGACGAGUCUCCUCAUUCUUGUGAUUUUUACCAUUUGCUUUGCUCCCAGCAAUAUUAUACUUAUUAUUCACCAUGCCAACUACUACUACAACACCGACAGUUUAUACUUUAUCUAUCUCAUAGCUUUGUGCCUUGGUAGUCUGAAUAGUUGCUUAGAUCCAUUCCUUUAUUUUCUCAUGUCAAAAAUCACAGAUAACUCCACAGCUUAUCUUACAAUAGUGAAAUCACCUUAGAGAACAAUGGAAGCUAUCUGUGCAAACAUACAUGCUUGGGACCACAUGCGCGUAAGUGCAAGGAGCUCCAUUCUCUAGCUCCCUUUGAAGCUCCUAAGAGAUAGUGCUUCAAAAACAACACUAUCAGUAUUUUAAGAACAUCAAUGUAGGAGAAAAGAUAUCAUCACUCUCUUCAUGGCAGUGGAUACAUU